Hippocampus comes (tiger tail seahorse) is the source of this 3277-nucleotide messenger RNA. It is a transcript of the gene ldlra, whose product is annotated as low density lipoprotein receptor a. Gene Ontology annotation, molecular function: hormone binding; protein binding; calcium ion binding. Bases 171 to 2819 code for a protein of 882 amino acids. Lineage: Eukaryota; Metazoa; Chordata; Actinopteri; Syngnathiformes; Syngnathidae. The record is from RefSeq and is a predicted model, not a curated record. Gene Ontology annotation, cellular component: apical plasma membrane; plasma membrane; signaling receptor complex. Gene Ontology annotation, biological process: receptor-mediated endocytosis. The transcript is spliced from 18 exons.
CAUUGAAAUGGGUCUCCUGUUGUCAAACAUUGCAGAGUGCAAGGCCAUCUCUUUUCGUCAGCAGCAUCACACGUCACCUCCCGUUGCCCUGUAGAAAUUCUAGAGGAGAAUUAGCGUGAGUCAAAAAGUAGCCUUUGGGUGCAUCCUCCAGUGUGCGUGCAAAGAAAGCCAUGGAACUGCCCUGUGUGCUGUUGGCGUUUGUCAUCUACUCCCAAGUUCAAACAACGGGUGCACUGACAACAUGCGGAAGCAGCCAGUUCCCAUGUGAGAAUGGGAGAUGCAUCACCGUCAGGUGGGUGUGCGAUGGCACAGAUGACUGCGGAGAUGGCACGGACGAGCUUCCUAAUAAUUGCUCGGCCAAAACAUGUCGACCAACAGACUUCAGUUGCAGCGACCGUUUGCACCAGUGCAUACCAAACACUUGGCGCUGUGAUGGCAAAGCAGACUGUGAGAACGGAGCUGAUGAAGAGCGCUGCGAACCCAAAAACUGCACGGACACAGAAUUCCGCUGCGCAAACGGCCAGUGUGUGUCCAGCUCCUUUGUCUGCGACAAGGAAGACGACUGCGGCGACGGCAGCGACGAGGCCUCUUGUCCGCCGGUGACGUGCAGCGGCGCUUCUUUUCAGUGCAAUAACAGCGUUUGCCUUCCACGUGCGUGGGCCUGCGACGGGGACGCCGACUGCCCGGACGGCUCGGACGAGUGGCCCCAGAACUGCGGUACGGCGGCGCCGACCUCUUCUCCAACUCACCGCUGCUCUUCCAUGGAAUUUCGCUGCGACAGUGGGAAGUGCAUUCACAAGAACUGGAGGUGUGACGGAGAAGCCGACUGCCUCGAUCGAUCUGAUGAAGCCGACUGUGUCCGUCCCACCUGCCGUCCGGACGAAUUUCAAUGUGACGAUGGCGCUUGCAUUCACGGAAGCCACCAAUGCAACCACCGGUAUGACUGCAGGGACAUGAGCGAUGAACGGGGCUGUGUCAACGCAACCGAGUGUGACGACGCGACUCGAUUUAAGUGUGGCAGCGGGGAGUGUAUCAGCAUGGAUAAGGUCUGCGACAAGGAGCGACACUGCAGGGAUUGGUCGGAUGAGCCUCUGAGGGAAUGCGGCCUCAACGAAUGUCUCGUCAACAAUGGCGGCUGCUCUCAUGUCUGCAACAACCUUAAAAUUGGUUUUGAGUGCCUUUGUCCCGUUGGAUAUCAACUGGCCAACAACAAGAAGCAAUGUGAAGAUAUUGAUGAGUGUGCCGACCCAGACACCUGCAGCCAAAUCUGCGUCAACCAGAUGGGCAGUUACAAAUGCGAGUGUGAAGACGGUUACCAAGUGGACCCGUCAACCAAAGCCUGCAAGGCCAUUGGUACGAUUGCCUACCUUCUCUUCACCAAUCACCAUGAGGUCAGAAAAAUGACCUUGGACAAAAGUGAGUACGUCCAGGUCCUUCCUCGUCUAAAGAAGGUUGUGGCUCUGGAUAUGAACAUGGCCACCGAAGAAAUCUACUGGUCAGAUAUCUCCGAAAAGAAGAUCUACAGAACACAAAUGGAUUCAGCGCAGGACUCUACUCAUCACACAGUCAUGGUUUCUCACGACGUUGAUGCGCCUGAGGGCAUUGCCUUUGACUGGAUCCAUCGCAACCUGUAUUGGACCGAUAGCAUUCGCAGAACCGUCUCUGUGGUCACCGCUGAAGGUGAACGUCGUAAGACUCUCUUUUCCCAAGGCUUAUCCAAACCCAGAGCAAUCGUGGUGGACCCCUACAGCAACUUUGUUUACUGGACUGACUGGGGCAAUCCUGCUAAAAUUGAAAAGGGCGGUCUGAAUGGAGGUGACCGCUUCGCUCUGGUUACUGACAGCAUCGUGUGGCCCAACGGAGUGACGCUCGACCUGUUGAACCAGCGGCUCUACUGGGUAGACUCCAAGUUACACACCCUCUCCAGUAUCGACGUGCAGGGUGGGGGGCGGCACACCCUCAUUAUGGAUGAACACAAGCUCAGCCACCCGUUGGCACUCACCGUCUUUGAGGAAAGAGUGUUCUGGACAGACGUCGGUAACAAUGCCAUCUUCAGUGCUAAUAGAUUGACUGGCCAAGACAUCGUUCCAGUGGCUGAGCACCUUUCAUCUCCAGAAGACGUUAUUCUCUACCAUAACCUGAAGCAGCCCGCUGGGAUUGACUGGUGUCAGGUGCAUCAUAGUGGCUGUGAAUUCAUGUGCCUCGGAGCACCACAAGUGGGCAGACAUCCCCCAAAAUAUACAUGUGUCUGUCCUGAUAACAUGACGCUCGCAAGCAAUAUGAGGAGAUGUGUAGCAGUGGCGUCGACACCUGCGGCUCCCGCGCCUCCUCGGAUUCCGACCACCGGCCAGCCGGCACUGGCCACGGCCCCACCCGAGUCCCACACCUCCAUCGCUCCCAUCACAAGCACAAGACGCGUGAUCAAGCCAGUGACCAGCACCACGAGACCUCUGGUCAGAACCACCACGCGUGAAUUUCGGAGGACUUCACCACAGCCGGCGAAACCAAAAGCCAACCGGACCACCACACAAACUCCGGUCACGUCUCCAGACACUCACCACGAGUUUGCUGCGGUGCGACCUACGACCUCUUCCAGCAGCCCAACUGCUUUGCACAUUGUCCUCCCUGUGGCGAUCGUUUGUAUUCUGGCUUUCGCUGGCGUACUGCUAUGGAAAAACUACAAGCUGAAGAGCACCAACACAAUCCACUUUGACAACCCUGUCUAUCAAAAAACCACAGAGGACCAAGUGCACAUUUGGAGGAACCACGACUCUGAUGGCUAUUCCUAUCCAAAAGUAAAAACAGGUGGUGAGCCUUGAUGAAGAGGCGGACAACCCAGCCUUCAAAGAAAGCUAGCUUAACCUCGCAUGUCGUACGUCAAAGAGGCACGAUCGCAAAACGAUAUCCACAGCAACAAAAUCUCGAGGAAAUUCACGUUGGAGUCGAUCAAUAGCGUUGCUAAGCAACGGAGGGGAAUCCCGCACUGUACAUUUUGUUCAUCAGCAAGGUCGCGGCGGCAGUUAGCUACCCACGGUUCGUCGUAACCAAGGCCUUUUCACUAUUUUGUGGGAAAAAUCUGGUCGUUAUCAUAAAGUUUGCCUUCUAAGGUGUUGCUUGUAAGCGGCCAAUGGAAAACGAAUGAUGUGAUAUCAGGACUUUGAAAUGUGAACGUUAUAGGGGUAAAAACAUUGUCAACGGGGUGCGUUGAAAAGAGGUUCGGCUGUACGUCAGAUUCAAAUGUUUUUAGUACAGCAUAUGCUUCUUUAACAACGCUAUU